Messenger RNA from Heterostelium album PN500, 612 nucleotides. RefSeq names its product Rab GTPase family protein (gene rab1D). Bases 1 to 612 code for a protein of 203 amino acids. NCBI's taxonomy places the organism in Eukaryota, Evosea, Eumycetozoa, Acytosteliales, Acytosteliaceae. The record is from RefSeq and is a predicted model, not a curated record. Gene Ontology annotation, molecular function: GTPase activity; GTP binding. The transcript has 5 exons.
AUGGCCCCAGAACAUGAUUUCUUUUUUAAGAUCCUUUUAAUUGGUGACAGUGGUGUAGGAAAAUCUUGUCUUUUACUUAGAUUUGCUGACGAUUCAUGGACUGACACUCAUAUCAGUACCAUUGGUGUAGACUUUAAAAUUAAAACCUUAAACUUAGAUGGAAAGACUAUUAAAUUACAAAUCUGGGAUACUGCUGGACAAGAAAGAUUCAGAACUAUCACAUCCAGUUACUAUCGUGGUGCACAAGGUAUUAUUUUGGUCUAUGAUUGUACCGAUCAAGACUCAUUCAACAACGUUAAACAAUGGAUGGGUGAAAUCGAUAGAUAUGCAUGUGAAAACGUCAACAAACUCUUGGUAGGAAAUAAAACCGAUCUCGUCAACGAAAAGGUUGUCGAUACCAAUCAGGCUAAAAGUUUUGCAGAGAGCAUGGGUAUUCCAUUUAUUGAAACAAGUGCAAAGAAUGCCACCAACGUAGAGGAAUGUUUUUGUUCAAUGGCCAGAGAUAUUAAGAACAGACUUGCUGAUAUUCAAGAGGCACCAAAGGGUGACGGUGUAACCAUCUCAACACCAAGUAAAACUGGAACCAAAAAGAAGAAACUUUGUCUUAUUUAA